AGUUAUUUGAAUGGGAAAAAAAGCUCAAUUAAAAGCCAAAAAAUGCCAAGCGAAAUAAUUACUUUACAAUUGGGCCAAUGUGGAAAUCAGAUUGGUUUCGAGUUCUGGAAGAGAUUGUGCCUAGAACACGGCAUUUCUCCCGAAGGGGUGUUGGAGGACUUUGCCACCGAUGGCCAGGAUCGCAAGGAUGUGUUCUUUUACCAAGCAGACGAUAAUCACUACAUUCCCCGGGCCGUGCUCCUUGAUUUAGAGCCGCGAGUGAUCCAGAGCAUUAUGACUUCGCCGUAUGCAAAGCUCUAUAAUCCGGAGAAUGUGUUCCUUUCAAAGCAUGGCGGUGGCGCCGGCAACAACUGGGCCUCCGGCUUCAGCCAGGGUGAACGUUUCCAAGAGGAGGUCUUCGACAUCCUGGAUAGAGAAGCUGAUGGCAGCGACUCCCUGGAGGGGUUCGUACUCUGCCACUCCAUUGCCGGUGGCACUGGAUCUGGUAUGGGAUCGUAUGUGCUAGAACGGCUAGCGGACCGAUUUCCCAAGAAGCUCAUCCAAACGUACAGCGUGUUUCCGAACCACGACGAGAUCAGUGACGUGGUUGUCCAGCCCUAUAACUCCAUCCUUACGCUGAAACGUCUCACCAAGUGUGCCGACAGUGUUGUGGUGCUGGAUAACACCGCUCUGAAUCGUAUCGCCACCGAAAGGCUUCACAUUCAAACGCCCACUUUCACGCAAAUCAACAAUCUGGUGUCCACCAUAAUGAGCGUGAGCACCACCACGUUGAGGUAUCCCUCUUAUAUGAACAACAACCUUAUUGGACUGACGGCACCCUUGAUUCCGACUCCCCAAUUACACUUUCUGAUGACGGGGUACACUCCACUCCUCACAGACCAGGAAACCAAAACGAAUGUCCGAAAAACCACAGUUCUGGACGUAAUGCGGCGCCUGUUGCAGCCAAAGAAUAUGAUGGUGUCGGCGACGGGGGACAAGCACAGUCGUCACUGCUUUGUAUCCAUUUUGAACAUCAUCCAGGGCGAGGUGGAUCCGUCCCAGGUACACAAGUCGUUGCAGCGCAUUCGGGAGCGCAAGCUGGCCAACUUCAUACCCUGGGGCCCAGCCAGCAUCCAGGUGGCAUUGUCGCGGAGCUCGCCGUACGUGCAAUCCUCCCACAAAGUUUCCGGCUUGAUGAUGGCCAAUCACACGGGCAUCAGUGCCCUCUUCAGCCGCGCUCUGGCCCAGUACGAUAAGCUAAGGAAGCGUAACGCUUUUCUGGACAAUUUUCGGCGCGAAUCCAUGUUCAAGGAUGAUCUAACGGAACUAGAUCUUGCUCGGGAAACAGUUGAUUGUCUAGUGCAGGAGUAUGAGGCGGCCACUCAAGUCGAUUAUCGCCAGUGGAGUCCACGUAUCGAUGGUUCCAAGGGUCGGGCUUAGAGUU
Drosophila bipectinata is the source of this 1423-nucleotide messenger RNA. RefSeq names its product gamma-Tubulin at 37C (gene gammaTub37C). Gene Ontology annotation, cellular component: cytoplasm; centrosome; nucleus. Gene Ontology annotation, molecular function: structural constituent of cytoskeleton; GTP binding. Lineage: Eukaryota; Metazoa; Arthropoda; Insecta; Diptera; Drosophilidae. The record is from RefSeq and is a predicted model, not a curated record. Gene Ontology annotation, biological process: mitotic spindle organization; mitotic cell cycle; microtubule nucleation.